Purpureocillium lilacinum is the source of this 1587-nucleotide messenger RNA. RefSeq lists its product as uncharacterized. The record is from RefSeq and is a predicted model, not a curated record. Lineage: Eukaryota; Fungi; Ascomycota; Sordariomycetes; Hypocreales; Ophiocordycipitaceae. Gene Ontology annotation, biological process: intracellular transport. Gene Ontology annotation, cellular component: cytoplasm; nuclear pore. Gene Ontology annotation, molecular function: GTPase activator activity.
AUGCAGGAGCCGAGCAUCGCCUUCGUCCUGGACCAGCCCGAGGACAAGGCCCAUCGCCCUGGGGACGAGCUCACGGGGCGGGUCAAGCUGCUCGGCAUUGACCGCCCGCAGGUCCGCGAGCUGCGCGUCCAGUUUCGAGGCAUUUCUCGCAUAACGAUUCCGUCGCGGCUUCCGUGGUCAGUGCCCAGCGACUCGAUCGUCCGCUCCGACGAGACUGUCGAUCUGUUCAGCCAACAGCGCGUCUUCGCCAAGGACGCCCUGCGCGACAAUGAAGAUGGAGGACUCUCGGCGCCCGUCUCCUUUGCAUUUACCUUGAGAGAAACGUCCGGGGCCGGUUCCGUGACGCCGUCCGCAGGCCCGCUCCCUCCGUCGCUGAGGUGUUUCAGCCAGCCUUUCGACUGCACGGUCGAGUACGCCCUGGAGGCGGAGCUCACGCUGGCGCAAGCCGGGUCUCGGGCAAAGACGUGCACGGCGAGGCGCGUUCUCGACUUUGAGCCCGCGGGCGGGAGUGAAACGGUGGAGCCGCAGAUGGUAUCCUUUGCCAGCAGCUUCACUCUUGCGCCGCUGCCGCACACGCUCGACGUGAGAACCGAGGGGCCUCCGUUGUCCUUUCGAGAAAAGUUCAACUCGUUCAUCUAUCGAAACCGUCAGGCUCCGUCUCCCUUCUCCAUAGUUAUCCGGGCCUCCUCGCAGCUGGUACGGAGAGAACCGUUGCCGCUCUUGGUCACCCUACAGCUGGAGAAUGGCACGGUAGCGAUGCACCGCAAGUUCCAAGUCCGGGGCGCAACUAUGGUGAUAGAGAGGAACACCACCGUCCAAGGGCCUGGCAACAAGACCCUGCAACACAGUGACAAAACAGUUGUCAUUGACAGCCGGGAGCUGGACAUUGCGCUACCUGCCAAUACAGAAGUGGACUUGUGGCCACGGAUAUCGAGCCUGAUCGCCCCUGAGCUGCCGCCGCCGACCUUCGCCAGCAAUGGCAUCACGAGAGAUUACAGUAUGGACGUGACACUCUCUGUGGGAUGCGGCGAUGAAGAGUUUCAGGUCAAGGGAUCGAUUCCCUCUCUUGUAGUCCUACCAUCCGCCGCUCUCGACAUGCCGAGCCUGCCUCCGGAUGAUGAGCCGCCCAGCUAUGAAACGGCCAUGGGCUCCAGCUCCGCAAUGGGCACCGCCCCGCCUUACUCUCUUCCAGAGUCCCAAGCAGAUCAGCACAUCCCCGAAGCAUCCGUCGACGUAAAGGUCGACUUUGAGAUGAGGGGCCGCGUGUUUGAGUUUGUGAACGGCGAGAAGAAGUACUGGAAAGAGCGCGGCAUGGCAAAUGUCGCUCUGCAGAGGGACAGCUGCGGCAAGCCGAGGCUGGUUGCAAAGUACGUAAAGACGGGGGAGGUCUGCGCUGACCACCACAUCACACUCGAUAUGAAGCUUUCUCCCAUCGUCCAGUCGGACCGUAGCUGGACGUGGUGCGCGGGCAACGACAUGAGCCGCGAUGGCUCAAAGGCGCAGACUCUAGCCGCACGAUUCAAAGACUCGGCAAGCGCACACGAGUUCAAGGACGCCUUUGUUGGCAUCCAGAAGGCGGCGGCUUAG